Molecule: messenger RNA, 1105 nt
Organism: Salarias fasciatus (jewelled blenny)
Lineage: Eukaryota; Metazoa; Chordata; Actinopteri; Blenniiformes; Blenniidae
Gene: wnt16
Product: wingless-type MMTV integration site family, member 16
Exons: 4
Coding region: 26-1105 (359 amino acids)
Biological process (GO): neuron differentiation; canonical Wnt signaling pathway; multicellular organism development
Cellular component (GO): extracellular region
Molecular function (GO): cytokine activity; frizzled binding
Source: RefSeq, a predicted model, not a curated record
AGCGGGAGCAGGUCCAUGAAGAGGGAUGGAGAGCCGGAGCCGUGGAGUCCGACGCAUGUGCGCCCUGAGCCUGCUGCUGGCCUCCGUGUGUCCGCUGUGCUGCCGGGCCAACUGGAUUCCGGGGCUCGGCGCCGAGGCGGGAGGCCCGGACGGGAGCGCGGGCUGCGCGGAGCUCCCGCUCAGCCCCCGGCAGCGCGCGCUGUGCCGCCGGAAGCCCCUCCUGCUGCGGAGCGUGCGGGACGGCGCGAGGCUGGCGGUGAGCGAGUGUCAGAACCAGUUCAGGCACGAGAGGUGGAACUGCUCCACCACGGAGGAGCCGCCGGGGCUCGGCCCCGAGCUCACUGCAGGGACCAAAGAGACGGCGUUCAUCUACGCGGUGAUGGCGGCGGGCCUCGUGCACGCUGUCACGCGCUCCUGCAGCCAGGGCAGCAUGACGGAGUGCGGCUGCGACGCGCGGCUGCAGGGCGGCGGCUCGCCGGCGGAGGGCUGGCACUGGGGCGGCUGCUCGGACCACAUCCAGUACGGCACCUGGUUCAGCCGCAGGUUCAUGGACGGCGCCGCCCGGAACGCGUCCGCCGCCGGGCAGCUCGGCUACACGCUGAGCUCCAUGAACCAGCACAACGGCGAGGCGGGCCGGCAGGCCGUGGAGCGCACCAUGACCACCGACUGCCGCUGCCACGGCGUCUCCGGCUCCUGCGCCGUGAAGACCUGCUGGAGGACCAUGGCGGCGUUCGAGCGCGUGGGGGCGUACCUGAAGGAGCGCUACGAGCGCAGCGUGCAGGUGGCGGAGCGCUCGCGCCGGAAGAGCCGCCGGAAGGAGCCGCGCCGCCUCGCCGCCGCCGCCGACAAGCACCAGCUCAUCUUCUUCAACAAGUCUCCAAACUACUGUCUGGAGGACCGGCGGCGCGGCGUGGCCGGCACCAGGGGGCGCCGCUGCAACCGCGCCUCGCCCGGGCCCGACGGCUGCAACCUGCUGUGCUGCGGCCGCGGCUACAACACGCACGUGGUGCGACACGUGCAGCGCUGCGAGUGCAAGUUCGUCUGGUGCUGCUACGUCCGCUGCAGGCGCUGCGAGAGCAUGAACGACAUGCACACCUGUAAAUAA